Messenger RNA from Dreissena polymorpha, 674 nucleotides. RefSeq lists its product as uncharacterized. NCBI's taxonomy places the organism in Eukaryota, Metazoa, Mollusca, Bivalvia, Myida, Dreissenidae. The transcript has 2 exons. Gene Ontology annotation, molecular function: DNA binding. The record is from RefSeq and is a predicted model, not a curated record. Bases 6 to 527 code for a protein of 173 amino acids. Gene Ontology annotation, biological process: DNA recombination; DNA integration.
CUGCCAUGGGAAUAAACAAGCUAUACAGCAUAAUGACCGAGAUGAAAACAGAUGCUGGUAUUCAAGAGCCAAGAAUCACCCCAUACAGUGCAAGAAAGCACUUGAUUCAGAAGCUGAAUGACGAGAAUGUUCCUGCUCAUCAAAUAAUACAGAUUUCAGGGCACAGAAAUAUUAACAGCUUAAAUAAUUACAGCAGUUUGAACAAGGAACAGUCAAAAAAUAUUUCAAAAAUACUUUCUCAUUCAAACCAGUCAGUUGAAAAGCACAACCGCACAGCCACUGCCACUGCGUCAGCCACAUCAAGUGAUUUUCCGAUGGCCCGAGGAUUUUUUGUCAACUCACAUUUCCAGGGCAAUGUAACAUUUAAUUUUCACAACUCUGAAUCUUACAUGGGCCUUUCCCAGACACAGAACGUAGUCAAUCACCAGAGGCAAUCUCCAUCCCGUACACCGGCGGUAACCGCAGAUUCCCCUGUACAGCGACACUACAAGCGAAUCCGUCUUAUUGCAGAGAGUGACAGUGAUUGAUAUCGAAACCAUUUAGCACAAAAACACUGUUGAAAUAUGUUUGCGUUCCUAGUUUAAUCCAGUUAUGUGUUAUUAAUCCAGUAAGUCGUAAAAGUGUUGUUCAACAUGGCGAGCACUUUCGUAACUUUGAGAUCAGUUUAAUACACA